This is a messenger RNA of Phaeodactylum tricornutum CCAP 1055/1, 1924 nucleotides long. RefSeq lists its product with no specific name. NCBI's taxonomy places the organism in Eukaryota, Bacillariophyta, Bacillariophyceae, Surirellales, Neidiaceae. Bases 32 to 1924 code for a protein of 630 amino acids. The record is from RefSeq and is a predicted model, not a curated record. The transcript has a single exon.
UGGAGAUAUACAAACCGACUUGCUCGGUAUCAUGCCGACGGUCGCUGCGAAGAAACCAAACCUUCCUCGAUGGGCGCAGGUUUUACCACCAAGAUUUGAAGUACCCAAACUAGAUGCUCUGGAUUUGGUCGAAGAAGAGACUUUUUUACGAACGCAAUGUUGUCAAGCGCUCUAUCGUCAGGUGGACAAAGCCACCCACGAAGCAUUGGAAGCUCUCUGUCAACCCGUCCUGAAUGCUUUGGACCAUAUGGUGCAAGAUUCGACUAUCCCAUGGACCGAAGAUGACACUGACCUACCAGUAGACGAGGUUAGAAGCUCCGAGGCCUCCCCCCGAAAACGAGCUCGAUUACUCGAAGACGAAUGGUACCGCAACUUGGCAGUGGAGCCGCCGUCUCGCUACGACCCGCUUUUGCUACCAUUGCUGCACGUCCAGGGACCCUGGAGUGGACUCGAUCGCUACGAGCUGAUGCGGCACGUUGUCCAGACGAGGAAACAUACCCGCAAUCGCUCCGCCACAGUUUGGCUGCAGCCUCCAACAGUACAACGGCAGCAACCUUUAUUAUCCCAUCAUUGGUGGGUCGAAGAAAUCACCCGACAGUGUCUCUUGCAAGAGUCGGCUUUGCCAGAUCUGGUACAAAAUCCCAAAAGUCAGCAACAGCUUUCUUUAACUGAACGUCUCGUGGCGUGGGCUUCCACAACCGACUCGUUUGACAACAUUGUCGUAUUUUGCCAAGUGGAAGACAAUGCUUUUUAUCAAACGGCGUGGCAGGAUUUUCUUCAGUGGAUAGCCUCUCGGCGACUUCAUGAUGGUCUACCCUUUGUCUGCGUAUUACUAGGUCCUCAUCCUGACCGACGCCCCAUCCCUUGGCGCUCUCAAGGGGCUCUGCCGAUCUGGGUGGAAAGCUGCUCAUUCCCGACGGCUCGAAAAAUUCUGCAAUGUACAUUGGACAAUCUGCACGGCAACCCAAACUACCACUUUUGCUUGCCAUUGAAAGAUUCUCUCGCAAUAUUCUUGGAGUAUGAAUUUCGAGAUAUUCAUGGUUCUGCUGUCCGGCUGUUGUCCUUACUCAAACAAAUCGUUGCACACGGUUUGACAAUCAAGGGUUCAUUUUUGGGGGUUCCCCGAGAAGCUCUACAGGACGACGAACGUCGUCGGCUGGCUUGGUUCCAGGUAGACUGCACAGCUCGAAAUUACGUGUGGCCAGAAGAUGGGUCUGCCCGCAGUGUUGUAGAAUGGCAGUGCUCUUUUGAACAACACCGGCUUCAAGCUGCGGUUGCAAGGCAAGUAAUGAGUCUUAUACAUCCUUCCACAAUUUUCCCAAUGCUCUCCAAAAGGAAUCUCAAUCUGGGUUUUGGAAAGGCACUCGAUGGCAAUACUCGGCGGGAAAUCCUGCAGUUGCUUGUAAGCUACCGCUCGAUCUCCAAGAUCCCGGAUAUGCACACUAUUCUGAAUACAGUUAUUGUGCUUGUGGAUCGUUGCACCUAUCCCAACGAGAUUCUGCAGUGUGUUGAAGGUCUACACAACGAUUGGAUUAACACAUUUGAUGCUAAAUUUGGAGGCCAGACAAGGGACGAGGUGAUUUUGUCAUCGUUGAUGGCACAAUUUCGUCGUCAUACCGUUGUUGCCAUGCUGUCGAACCUAGUUGAAUAUGAUUGUUUGACCGUUGAAAACAUAUCCUGUAGACUACCCAGUCUUCUAAUGCAACACAUUCGAAACCGCAUCUCCAUUCCUCAGCAAGAGUGGUUCGAUGGUUUUUGUGUACAAUCCCGCUCACUUGCAGUCGAUCGACAAGAAAUUUUUGAGUUAUUUAUAUGUGGCGUCAACUUCCUGAAAAUGCAAGGUCUGGUUCGAGAGCGCAAAGCGUUUGGCCGCGACGAAGUUGUCUAUGACAAAGCUACACUCGUGUGGUGCAGCGGAGACUAA